AUGGCGGACGUACACCAAUAGCAAUGUCAACGUGAAGUAAACACUUUAAUUUCUCACUUAUCCAGAGAACUGUGGACGAUUUUAUGGACUUUGGAUAAAAAAUAAUUUUCAAUAUUGAACAUGGAGUAAUCGAAGAUUUUAUGCACGUAAAUUCUUUCGGUUUUUACUGUCGUUUGCUUCGAUCAAGAACAUCUACAUAACACAUUUCAGAAUUCGAAUUGUUUGAAUCAAGAUGUUUCAAAAGGGAGGACCUGGAAAACAAAGAGGUUUUGGUUUUGGAGGAUUUACUCUAGCAGCUAAGAAGGAAGAUCCCCUUCCACGUAACAUAGGGAGCGGGAUGCCCGUCAACAGAUCAGGUGAAAGUGUGAAAAAAACUCAAUCAUCCCAUCGCCAGGGAGUACGAAGCACUUCAUCGUUUCCUCUGCCAGGAGCAAGGAAACCAAUCUUUGUAGAUAGUGAUAAUGAGGAUGAUGAGACAAAAUUUGUUGACGAUGAUGACGAAGGUGAAGACAUGCCAUCCAGCCGGCAAGUGGAAGAUGAUGAUGAUGAGGAAGAUGAGUUGGAUAAAUUCAUGGCAGGAAUACAGAAUGAAGUGCAGAAGGAAGCAAAUCUGUCUGAAAAGGAAAAAAGCGAUAAAGACAAGAAAAAGAGCAGAAGAGAUGACAUCGAAGAAGAAGAUGAUCAAGAAUCAUAUUUCAAUUACAUUAAGAAUGCCCCUGUCAUCGCAUAUCCUGAUGAUGAGGAAGAGAUUGAGUAUGAUAGUGAUGGAAACCCAAUCGCUCCUGAGAAGUCCAAGAUUAUUGUGCCACUUCCAGCAGUGGACCACUUCGAGAUUGACUACCCACCUUUUGAAAAGAACUUCUACAUUGAACAUGAGGAAAUUGCAAAACUUACUAACCACGACGUUCAGGAUUUAAGGAGAAAAUUGGGAAUGAAGGUGUCGGGAGCUCAGCCUACAAAGCCAUCCAUCAGUUUUGCACAUUUUAGUUUUGAUGAACAGCUCAUGGGUGCAAUCAGGAAGUCUGAAUACACACAGCCAACACCUAUCCAGUGUCAGGCAAUCCCUGUGGCACUUAGUGGCCGAGACAUCAUAGGCAUUGCUAAAACAGGUUCUGGUAAGACUGCGGCCUUCCUGUGGCCAGCAUUGGUACAUAUUAUGGACCAACCCGAGCUAGAGCCUGGUGACGGACCCAUAGCCCUGAUCUGUGCCCCUACCAGAGAACUUUGCCAGCAGAUCUUCGCUGAGGCUCGGCGGUUUGGAAAAGUUUACAACAUCCACGCUGUGGCUGUGUUUGGUGGGGGUAAUAAGUAUGAACAGUCAAAGGCUCUUCAGGAAGGAGCAGAAAUUGUUGUUGCAACUCCGGGCCGUCUGAUUGAUCAUGUGAAGGCAAAGGGCACAAACCUGAAAAGAGUUACAUAUCUGGUCUUUGAUGAAGCUGACAGGAUGUUUGACAUGGGAUUUGAGCCCCAAGUGAGGUCGAUUGCAAAUAACGUUCGUCCCGAUAGACAGACCUUGCUUUUCAGUGCGACAUUUAAGAAAAAAGUCGAGAUGCUCUGUCGGGAUAUCUUGACAGAUCCUAUUAGAGUUGUCGUGGGUGAGCUUGGCGAGGCGAAUGAAGAUGUAACACAGAUCGUAGAAAUCUUGCCAAGCAUCAAUGAUAAAUGGACAUGGCUAACAAGACAUUUAGUCUCUUUUACAUCAGCUGGAAGUGUGCUCAUCUUUGUGACCAAAAAGGCUAACAGUGAAGAGCUUGCAUCAAAACUCAAAACCAAAGAUUUUGAAGCGGUGUUACUGCACGGAGAUAUGGAUCAAUUCGAGAGAGACAAAGUCAUCUAUUCAUUCAAGAGACAAGAGAUUCCUAUUCUAGUAGCAACUGAUGUAGCAGCCCGUGGCUUGGACAUUCCAUCAAUCAAAACUGUCAUAAAUUACGAUGUGGCUCGUGACAUCCACACGCACACGCACCGGAUUGGUCGAACUGGCAGAGCAGGAGAAAAGGGUGUGGCCUACACCCUUCUUACGUCUUCUGAUCAGAACUUUUCAGGGGAUCUUGUGCGAAAUUUGGAAGGAGCUAAUCAAGUGGUCCCUGAGGCCUUGAUGGAGAUGGCAAUGAAGAAUGCUUGGUUCAGGAAGUCUCGUUUUCGACAAGGCAAGGGAAAAGCCAGUGGAAGGGAAGGAAGACCGCGCAUGCGUGAGAGGCCUGGCCUAGGAAUGCAGGGAUCGUCGGGAAACCAAGCCAGUGAUGGCAGAGGAGCACAGUAUUCGUAUACAGAAUCAUCGUAUCCACAAUCGUCUUUCGUAUCAUCCUCGUCCUCAAAAACAUCUUUUCGUCCGUCGUCAUCUUCGGCUUCGGGAGGAGUGUUCGGCUCUUCGGCAAGAAACGAUCGGACCUCGGCUCUCAAGGCUGCUUUUCAGGCCCAGUAUAAGUCUCACUUCUGCGCGGCAUCUUCCUCAGCAUCUAACACGUGGGACGCUACAAGUCAUCACAGUACAGCUAAACCCCCUGACAGGCUCCAAUCGUCAAAACCACAGAAACCAGCCGUCAAGAAAUCCCGUUGGGACCCAGCUUAGGAACGAAGAGUGUUCGCACUCUGCAACAAUCCAGAGAUUAUUCAGUUUUCUCUGAAUUUUGUUUUACAUAUGCGCUCAGUUGUCUAUAAGAGAAACAGUCUUUAUUAAGUUAUGUAAGAUUCCAAAAAGGCUAAGAACACAUUUCUUUUUUCUAUCAAGGCCGGCCAUGAAGAGAUCCCGUUUGCACCCAGCUUAGGAACAAAUUGUGUUCAUACUCUGCUUCGCCCCAAAUAUUUUUCGGUUUUCUGUGAAUUUUGUAUUACAUAUAGUCCAGUUGUCUACAAGAGUAGGUUACAUAAGAUUCCAAAAAAAGCUAAGGACACAUUUUUUUUUAAUCAAGGCUUUUCUUCACUCGAAAGGAAACAUUUUGCAGCGUAGCUACACAACUUGCUUUUUGAACACGAGAAGUGUUUGUUGCAACACACAGUGCUCAGGUGUUGGGAUUGUUUCUGAUACGAUUUAGAAAAAACAGCAUAAUUCUAUACGUUGGUCUCAAUGAACAUAUUUUGCUAUUUCUUUAACCCUGAAAUCCCUAAGAGUGACUGGCGUCUAAUUUCUUCUUGCAACAUCACUGAAUCACGCAUUAACGUCACGAGAAAAAAGACUGAGUACCAACUGUAGGAGCUCUUGAUUGUUAAACAAAUUCUCCUUGCCAGCACCUUAAGGAAUUUAUAGCGAACAGUAUGGAGAAUAUGCAUACUGAUGUUAGGGUGCAAAGGGUUAAGGAGAUGGAAAACGGAAAGUGCGCGCUGCAAACAUUAGCUGGGCUAUUCAAAGCUGGGUUGAGAUAUCCCAGGGUUAGUGUGAAAUCUGAUCUCGGAUCUGAAGGCUUUAAAGGAAAAUUUAACUUAAUUCUUGUAGUCUAGAAUUUGAUGAUUGGAUACUCUAAAAAUAAUUGAGAAAAUUAUCACGAAAAGGCUCUUGCGCAAAAGAAUAAAGAAACCCGAGAAAAUUUAACCUUGGGUUAGCGCUAAUCGGCCUACAAUAAACUGGGCCCUGGUAAAAACCAAGUCAGUAAUUGUGUCCCAUUAACACUUGCGAUACGGCACCUUGUUACAAUAGUGAGGUUACUGAAUGACUUCUUACCAACUGGAUGUGUCGCUAGGUUAGCAUAUUAUCGAGUUAGUUUCCUCUAGAGCAUUUGUUUCAUACCGAGUAUAGGUACAAAUCCACUAGCGUUGUAGCACAGAUACUGCAAUCUGAUUGGCUACACCACUCGGUAUCUAUUCAAUGUUAGAUGGUGAGUGAAGUGAGAAGCCCGAAAUUGUGCGGUUGUCGAGAGAAAGAAAAAAUAAACAACAGCCUGU
Stylophora pistillata is the source of this 3876-nucleotide messenger RNA. RefSeq names its product ATP-dependent RNA helicase DDX42. Lineage: Eukaryota; Metazoa; Cnidaria; Anthozoa; Scleractinia; Pocilloporidae. Gene Ontology annotation, molecular function: RNA helicase activity; ATP binding; nucleic acid binding. The record is from RefSeq and is a predicted model, not a curated record.